UAGAACUGCAAGUUUCCAUAGAGGAUGUUAUUUAACAAUAACUAGAGAAGGAAUUAUCAAUUAUUGGUCAUUAGAUUUAGAAUAUGAGCGUACUGUGCAAUCUGUGAAUCCAUAUUUGAAAGUGCAGUCAACUUUAAUAACUGACAUGAUAGUAAUGCCUGAUGUGCAAAUAGUAUGCACAAGCUCAACUGAAUAUGAUUUAAGAUUUUAUGAUACUGUAGCUAAAAAAUUUGACCUUCGGAUAUUGAUAUCAAGCUUAGAUAAUGCAGUUACAUGCAUGGCUUACCAUUUUAGUAAAAAUAUCAAAGAAGAUUCUCAUAUUAUAUGUGGAGACAUGAGUGGAUCUAUCAAAAUUAUAUCUUUUAAUCCAGCAGAAAGGGGUCCAUUUAAACAAGAUCCUCAAUGCCAUACUUUAUUUGUUCGUUAUGAAUCUGUGCUGAAGGGUGAAGUAAAAGGAUUAAAGAUUACAGAAUUUAAGAACAAACAUACAGAUUGGGUAAAACAAGUAGCCUAUUAUGAAAGUAUAAGAUCUUUUAUGUCUAGCAGUAGAUGUUGCAGUUGUUCUCUUUUAGUCAGUGAUCUCACAGGAACAAGGAUUCCAUAUAAAUUUAAAGUUAAUAUGGGAAUAUCUUGUUUUACUUUGUGCGAAGAAAGUCAGUUAUUAAUAACUGGUGGACCAGAUUGCAUAGUUCGAGUUUGGAACCCUUUUGUAACAAAAAGGCCAAACUGCAAAUUCCAUGGUCAUCAUACAGCUAUUUGUGCAUUGAUAGUUCAAAAUGCUGGUAAACGUAUAUAUUCUCUUUCAAAAGACAAAUGCAUCAAAGUAUGGGAUGUCCUCGCCCAAAGUUGUAUUCAGACAUACAAUGGUCUUCCCAGCGAAUUGGGUGAACAUACUUCAAUGACUAUAGUCUACAAUACAUUAAAUCACAAAAUGAUUGUUGCUAGUUCAAUGAUAGCAAUUAUCGUUUGUGAUCCUGUGAUAAAUGAAGAAACAUCAGAUGGCUUUACACAUACAAAAUCUGUUAGCUGUGUUUUAUAUAAUCAUCUAUAUAAAGUGGUAGUUACUACUGGAUAUGAUUCUUGUAUAAUAGUUUGGGAUCCAUGGCUUGGAAAUCGCUUAUAUUUGGUAACACAUGCCCACAGUAGAUUCUUAUAUGGUCAACAUCAUGAUAUUGAAAUUACUGCUGCUUGUUUCGACGAGUCUGAACAACUACUAGUAACAGGUACUCGUGAUGGAACAUUGAAGAUAUGGAAUUUUAACACUGGUACUUGCUUAAGAAACAUGGCAAUUGAAAAUCAGUGUGAAGUAACAAGUUUAGUUUGGAUAGAAAAUCGAAUUUUAUGUAGUGGAUGGAACCGUCAAGUUGUAGAAUUUGCAACUUCUGAUACAGAUGUGUAUAAAAAAAGUUGGGGACUAAUACACACUGAUGAUAUUCUUUGCUCAGCUGUUUGGUAUCCUCAAGUAUUAGCUACAGCUACUUACAAUGGAGAAAUAAUACUUUGGAGAUUAGAAACAGGUCAACCAUACAGGAAAUAUAAAGUAGAUGAUCCAAUGUCAAGGUUCAGUAUAAGAUUUGACACGACUGAACAAGUGAUUCAAUUAGAGAAACCAAAAAGAGUUACAACAGAACAGUUUACAUACAUAAAAAGUAAACAUAAUGUAUCAAAACAUCAAGAAUCGGCAUUAAGUAUUAUAGGAACUGUUUCUGUUCGAGCUAUGAUAUUUUUAUGUGCACGAUCAGUUGGACCUGAUAUUGGAACACUAUUAGUUUCUCUUGAUUCCGGUUUAGUACAGGUUUGGACUCAUCACCCUGGUGGUGGAUUUUUACAGGCUUUUUCAGUUAUUCACACUUUAGGUGAUUGUGCCUUAUCAUUAGCAACUGAUCCCAAAAACCAGUUUCUUGUAACAGGACACAGUGCUGGAUAUAUUAAAGUCUGGUAUCUUGAAAAUUAUUUGAUACCAAAUCAUUCUAAGAUAAGUAUGCCUCGUUUAAGAUUAGAAUUUCCCUUCUUAUGGAAAAGAAAAAUUAAAGGAAGAGCACAAAGAGCAGUACGAAAUCAAACUCUACCACUUUUGCUUUCUUCUGUUCGUGGUCACUUAAAAGCUAUUACAUCUGUUCAAAUAAUUCCAGAUGCACGUAUCAUUAUUAGUGGAAGUGCAGAUCACACAGUACGUUUAUGGACACUAGGUGGACGUUACAUUUCAACCUUUGGAACUUUCAGACAAUGGUCACCUAUUUUGCCAACAAUGCCAGCAUACCAGUAUAUAAAAAAUUACAGAUUUCCACCAGAUCUUAAAAGAUUCGCUAGUUCUACUACCAUAAGAGUUCUCGAAGGAGGCACUAUCAAAAUAUCCGAAUAUAAGGAUGAUAUGUUACAUGUUUUGAAAGAUAUUCCUGAAAAAAAGCAGCCUAUGCUAGAUGGAACAAGACUAACCAUUUCUGUUAUGGAUAGAUCAGUAUUGAUGAUUUUCGCGGAUUAUCCAGUUUUGGAUACUUCUUUACCAUAUAUACCUAUAUAUACACAUUUAAAACUAAGACCUUUGGAAAUAAUUCAAAUGCCAAAAUCAUAAUUAUAUAUAAACACAAUCAAUUAUUGUAAGUUACCUGCAUUGUGUCAGUUAAAUUGUCAAAUACUAAAUAUAUAUAUACCAUAUUAACUUAUCUAAAACAAUAUUAAUAAUCUUAUAACUAACAUUAAAACAAAAAUACCAUUAUAGAUACACGGAAGUGUUCAUAAAUAUUAUUCCCUUUUGCAAACAAACGCAGUCACGUAAGAAAAUACAAAUAAAGCAUACGAUUUGAAAAACCCCAACACGAAAAUAUCAUACUGAUGUAAAUUAAUCGAAUUACUUUACUAAAUAAUAUAUUAUGUAUAAAGAUAAUGACGACACAUCAAAUUUAAUAAAAUCCAUUUUCGUUUAAAAGUCAUGGUAGUAUAAUUA
Messenger RNA from Megachile rotundata (alfalfa leafcutting bee), 2944 nucleotides. It is a transcript of the gene WDY, whose product is annotated as WD repeat-containing protein WDY. NCBI's taxonomy places the organism in Eukaryota, Metazoa, Arthropoda, Insecta, Hymenoptera, Megachilidae. Gene Ontology annotation, molecular function: protein binding. The record is from RefSeq and is a predicted model, not a curated record.